Psilocybe cubensis is the source of this 3222-nucleotide messenger RNA. RefSeq lists its product as uncharacterized. The record is from RefSeq and is a predicted model, not a curated record. NCBI's taxonomy places the organism in Eukaryota, Fungi, Basidiomycota, Agaricomycetes, Agaricales, Agrocybaceae. The coding region runs from base 1 to 3222 and encodes 1073 amino acids. The transcript is spliced from 5 exons.
AUGGAUUAUUUUUCUAAAUUCUUGAGAACUGUGCCACAGCCUGCAACGUCUGUUGAGGUAGACCAUGCGCACGAGUUUCACAAGUCAUGGAUUGCCAUCAAGGACACUUUGCUAAUGCCCGAUGAGAGGCAACUGAGCAAGGGAAUAAUGGCCACAGACGUCCCAGACUUACUGAAAUCCAUGGUGCAAUCUUUGAUUUCAGAGUCGACGACAACUGAAAUUGGAGGCACUGGCGCGUGUAUGGAAUAUCUCUUGAAGAAUGAUGUCCUGGGGACGCUGGUCCGUCUCAGUGAAGCCGACCGUCCGGCAGGAAUCCAGGCUCAGGUCUUGAGUGCAGUGUCAAACAUGGUCGUUUUUCUCGAUGAGCAAUUUCUGGUUCACUCAGCGGUACACAAAGCUGUUUUACGAUUACUUAGAAGCUGUGUUGGGGAUGAUAUACAAGAACAACUGGACGGGCGAAACAAGCUUAUGGGAGCCGCUCGAAAUGUCGUUCGCGCUGAGCCUUCAGAGUACGAGACAGACUUGGUGAGAUUACUAUGCAUCUUGUGCAAUCGUAUCAGUUCCUAUCGAGAAUUGUUGAUGAUAUUCUUCCACGACAAACACUGGUACCAUUCUGAGCCGUUGUUCUCAGUGGAAGAAGGUGACGAAUACGAAGACGAUGAAUAUGAUGACGAAGAGGAAGAGGAAGAAGACCCUGAUGCCACUUUGAAAGGCAUCAAGCUGGAACAAGCUGCAGGCAGCGACGAAGUUCGGCCACCAUCACCUAAUUCAUCCCAGGCUACGAUAACCACCCAUCAAAAGGUCGAUGGCAAAACUCCUGAAUAUGAAUUCCUUCUCUUCAACUACCUGCUCCGCUUCGUGCAUAGAGAAGGUGACAUAGGUUAUUUCGCUCGUUCGGGCUUGGCGCUUCUGGUGGAAGUUGCAAUGUCUCCUGGAAAAAUGAGCAAUAAUUCGACAGUGGACCAAACUCCUUCAACUUCGGACCCAGUUAAUGAUGCAGCUUUGGCACUUGCUGAAUACAUCCUCGAUGGAGACUUUUCUGAUGUGCUGGGUGCGGGUCUGAAUGCAGUUUAUUCUCUUUUGCCAUCGAAGCUGGGAUUCUUUCCCCAUAUCUCAUCCGGGGGGUCCAAUAACACGAUGACAAUUGGCGGUCAAACUAUGGCGGACGAAGACGAGAAAGAGAGGGCCUUGAUUCUGAUUGACAAGAACCGAGCCAUGGGCAUUGAAGAUGCUGGUAGCCCCGAGUUCGCAGCGAAAAUCGACCAUUUCCUCACACAUUUGGUGUUUUUGCAAAAUAUCCUGAAGAGAAAUGGAGAAAAUAACAGUGUUGAUCCCUCAUCACUUGUGGGCACAGCUAUCGUGCAAUCUAUCCUCGACGCAGUCCGACGGAUUUUCCUUGAAAAUGUCUUUUACCCAUCUAUACUGGAAUGCUCUGAUGCAGACGGUAGUGCAGUGGCAGUCAUGUCAUACAUUGACAUUAUGAUAAGAACUCUUCAAGAAGGCCCACUUGUCAAUCUCCUCGUUGACUUCCUGGUAUCAGAAGACAGCACUGACCCACAAAUUAGGCAGCGGAUCCCAGCGAAUGUUAAGAAUCGCGACAUGCCUCCAAAUUCUUCAGACGACAAGCGUGCAAAGCAUCGAAGACGGCAAAGUAGUGCAAUGUUACUGUUGGAAAUGGAAGCACCGGAAUCCCGAAAAGAAACGGAUUACUUCACUUCAAUGGGUCGAUAUACACUCAAAGAUCUUUUGAUUGCUAAUCUGCGCUCCAAGUCUCAACCCACAGCGACCUCUGCCCUUCAACUACUACACACUUUGCUGAAGUAUCAUCCACAGGUAGCGAUAGAGAAAAUCCUUCUUGUUAUUCCGGAUUCCUUUGCCACAGUGUUCCCUCAUCCCGCUAUUGUUGGAUCCUUACGGCCAAAGGUUGUGGAUACCUCCAUCACAGAACAGGACGAGGAUGAAGAAUUCCGCUAUCCCGGAGCUGAAGAUUCAAAAGAUGCUUCUCACGAUAGUUCGAUCUUUUCACAGCCAGCAACGACCUACUCAACACAUGAACGUGAAAUGGGACUUUACCUUGCUCUCGUAUCUCGAAUCGAUCCAUCACACAACCGUGACAGCGACGGUUUUAGCACUGGCUAUGAUCAUUAUCUUCACGAUGCCCUAAUGACUAUACAGAGUCAACCAGACUACUGGAGGGCUUUAGAGAAUGAGGACAACGCGGCGCCCAGAUUCAAGCACCGCCUCAACGUAAACGAUCCCAUUCUUUCGCUUUUAUUGGAAUCUCUCACUACUUUCUUUUCAAAUUCCCCUGACUUUAAUGUUGGCUUGACUGGCGUACUGGCAACAUUGGCAAUACACCCGGAUCGGUCAAUGUCUGGAUGGAUAUUAUUCGCGUCUAAUGAAGACCCAUUUGCUUCACCUAAGCCACGCUACAGUCGUGACACCCUAUACGAUGAUGGAGACGAUCGUUCAAUUGACUUCGAAAUCGAAGAAAAGUUGGCUAAUGACACGAACUACCUUCCAGCUGCCAGUAUGGAUGAAAAGUCAAAACCUGUCAUAUACACAAUUUUGCAAGGUUUAGUCAACCAGUUAGAAAGAUACCGUCAAACGGUAGAAAAUUUUGACAAGUAUCUGUUGGAAAGACGACAGGGCCUUUUGUUCUCCGAAAAUCUGAGCGACGCACUGAACCUAGAGUUGAACAUUGUAGAGGAGCGAAAGUCGGUCAAGUCAGUAGAAGAAUCCCCCGCAAAGUCAAAACCGAAACCCAAAUCAACAGCAACUUCUUCUUUUGUUUCCUUCCUCACUCCCAAGAAGGCUAAAGUGGCUAAAGCUGCCCCUCAAACCGAACCUACGACACCCCCUCAACAAGCAGUAAGAAAGACUGUCUCGGCGAGCCCGUUCGGAAGCCAUUAUCAUCACACUGGGUCAGUAAAGGUAGAGCCUUACAUUGCUCCAGUACCAUCCAACGGUCUCUGGACGCCAGCAAAAUCCCAAAAAUGGACGAUUCCGGAAGACGAUGUCUUCGGUUCAGGGUGGAAUGAGAGACCUCCUAAGGACUACGAUAAUGAUGAAAAGGUAGCGGCACCUGCACCAAAACUCGAACCUAUCACUCUGUCACAACUAUUGGACAACGUUGUGAUUCUGGAAGAAAGUAUAAAGGAGUUGGUGGCCAUUAUUCAUGCCAGACGAAGCCUUGGGAUAGAUUCUUUACGCUAUCUAUAA